CUCGGCUUGGGAGCUGUCAAUCGAAUGCGACAUCUUGCCGUGGUACCUGAAACUACCUCUCGUGGAAAAUCCGAAAGGAACAACCCUGACAAUGAUAAGGACAUGACGCCAUGAAACCCAGGCCUCGAAUCAAGUCGACCUCCACAACAUGACGCCAUGUUAACGCACUUCAAGGGCACAUCAGAUAAGCAGCUGAAUAACUACGGAGAUUGAUUUAUAUUGUUCAGAGGGAUGUGUUCUAUCCCCUGGAUCGCCAUUUAUUCGACAUUUGUGCUUGAGCCUACCUAGUAUACAUAUACCAUUACAACGUUGCCCACCAUGCCAGAUUCAGUAGUUCAGUUGCUAUGUGGUGUUAAGAAUGACCCGUGGGGCAAGAAGGGCAAGGAUUCCCUUGCCGGUGUGCUCUGGUCUAAAACACCCGGAGCGGGAGAGGUUGAUGAUUCUAAGACCUAUUCGGAAAUGUGGAUGGGCACAUACCCUACAGUGCCCUCCAAAAUCUUGUCCACAGGACAGCUCCUGAGCGACUACCUGAAAGAGAACCCCGAGGUUGUGGGCAAGUCCGCGUUGGACAAAUGGGGCCCCGAGGUGCCUUAUCUACCUAAGAUCCUAUCUUUCUCCAAGGCGCUCCCCCUACAGCUACACCCAGACAAGGCUCUAUCCGAGAAGCUUCACAAGGAGGACCCGGACAAGUUCGGUGACCCGAACCACAAGCCGGAGAUUGCCAUCGCGUUGUCGAAGUUUGAGCUCUUUGCAGGCUUCAAGCCCUUGGCCGAGAUCGAGCAGCUUCUGAAAGUCAAGCCACUCGAUCAGUUUGUGCCCCCGGGUCAAACGUCAGGCCUUGAUGAUGAGCUGCUCCGCGAGAUCUGCCGGAUCCUGUUGACGCUGCCCCCCUCCAUUGUAGCCGAGACCGUCAAGGAGCUGCUGGAAAUUCCCGAGUCGCGCUUUGGGCCCAACCAGCGGUACAUCCCUGGUCUACUCGACCGAUUACGCAAACAAUACCCCGAGACCGACAACGGAAGCUUAGUGGCCGUGCUACUUAUGAACUACAUGACACUGGGGCCCGGGGAGGCGGUUUGCGUUCCGGCGGAUAGUAUUCACGCGUACCUGCACGGCGAUAUCAUGGAGUGCAUGGCUCGGUCGGACAACGUGCUCAACACGGGCUUCUGCCCCAAGGCCGAGAAGGACAGCGUCGACCUCUUCACGCGAGCGCUGUCGUUCAAGCCGCACGGCCCGGACGAGGCGAUCUUGCCGCGACGGAAGAGCGACAAGGGCGAGCACUUCAAGACGGAAGUGUAUGCCCCGCCGUUCAGUGAGUUCAACGUCCUGGGCACCAGCCUGGGGGCCGGCGAGAAGGAGACGUACAAGCCAGUCGGCGGGCCCAGUCUCCUGAUCGUGACCAAGGGCAACGGCACAAUGAGCGUGGCCGGUGGCGACGGCAAGACGUUUGACUUGCGCGAGGGCUAUACGUACUUUAUCGGGGCGGGUGUGGCCUUGGACCUGAGCACGGAGAAAGGCAUCGCGGUAUACCGCCCGUAUGCGGAGUAGAUUGAACGAAUAGCGGAGUUAGAAGAGCGGAGAUGUGUCGAUAUUUAUAUUAGCGAUCAUGAUAUGCUACUGCGAGAAUAUAUUAUGUUUUUGUGUUGCCCUGAAGAGAAGAAUAUAUAGUGCUG
Molecule: messenger RNA, 1670 nt
Organism: Aspergillus uvarum CBS 121591
Lineage: Eukaryota; Fungi; Ascomycota; Eurotiomycetes; Eurotiales; Aspergillaceae
Product: mannose-6-phosphate isomerase, class I
Exons: 4
Coding region: 319-1545 (408 amino acids)
Biological process (GO): GDP-mannose biosynthetic process; carbohydrate metabolic process
Cellular component (GO): cytosol
Molecular function (GO): zinc ion binding; mannose-6-phosphate isomerase activity
Source: RefSeq, a predicted model, not a curated record